UUUUAUUUUGGUUUGGUUUUGGCUUACCGUUUUUUGAUUUGUAAGCGUUCUCGGUGUAUUAGCCCUUUAUCUUUUUUUUUUUUUAACGCGUAUUUUCCCUCAGGUUCCCUUUUGACUACUUAGCGUUUUUUUCGUUGCCUUUUAACCCAAAAGCCAAACUAGGUAGAAGGUGACGUCUGAGUUAACUGCGGAAGGCCAGAUGAAGUUGGUUGGGUGCCCGGGCAAAAGGGCAUAGUGACAAGAGAACAUCGUGAAUCUCAAAACGAAAAACAAUGACUACGCACAUUCCAACCGGCGCACAAACGUGAUCCUGGCCACCUACAGCCUGCCUCUAGUCUCCUCCUCCAGGCCGGCGCCUGGCGCUUGUGUCUGACGUCACGGACGCACCGCACAGUUCACUUAGGCCGCGCAACCUCCGUGGCGGUCCACCCGGCGCGCAGAUGCGAGUAUUCUUGCGGCGCCGGAAGUCAAAGGCACGUGACCGGGUGACAGCACUCUCUAGGUUGCCGGGCUCGUUUUAGGUGUUGGCACGGGAUGGCGGAGGCGCCUCCUGUCUCAGGUACUUUUAAAUUCAAUACGGAUGCUGCUGAGUUUAUUCCUCAGGAGAGAAAAAAUUCUGGUCUAAAUUGUGGGAGUCAAAGGAGACUAGAUUCUAAUAGGAUUGAUAGAAGAAAUUAUAGUUCACCACCUCCCUGUCACCUUUCUCGGCAAGUCCCUUAUGAUGACAUCUCUGCUGUUCAUCAGCAGAGUUAUCCUUUGGGAAGCAAACCUAAAAGUCAACAGAUUUCUUUUCAGUCCUCUGCUUCUAACAAAUCACUCAAGAGCCAUGGCCUUCAGAAUCAACCUUGGCAGAAAUUGAGGAGUGAAAAGCAGCAUAUCAAAGUCAAGAAAGUACAGAAUCUCACUGACCAGACCUCAGAUGCAGCUGGCUUAGAAAGUAUGGCUAGGUCAGAGAGUGGGACAAACCCCAGAGAACAUAGCCCUUCUGAGAAUGAGAAGGAAAUUAUUGGUGCAGAUCCCAGGGGAGCAAAACCCAAAAAAGCAGCCCAGUUUGUUUACAGCUAUGGUAGAGGACCAAAAGUCAAAGGAAAACUCAAAUGUGAGUGGGGUAACAGAAUGACUCCAAAAUCCGAGGAUGCUGGACCUGAAAAUACCAAACCUGUGGGGGUUAUCCACCCUGACUCUUCGGAUACAUCCUUUAAGAAAGGAGUAUUAGAUGGGUAUGCGGCCAGACGCAAUGAGCAAAGAAGAUACCCACAGAAAAGGCCUCCCUGGGAAGUGGAAGGGGCCAGGCCACGACCAGGCAGGAAUCCACCAAAACAAGAGGGCCAACGACCUACAAAUGCCGGACCCAGAAACAACAUGGUCCCCAUUCCAAAGGAUAAUCCUAAUGAAAGACCAGCAAAAUCUGCCUGUGACAGUGGGAACUUGUCAGUCGUCAACAAGUCUUCCAGAAGGGUUGACCCAGAGAAAUGUGCUGUAAGGAGGCAGGAUCCUCUAGUAACAUCUUUCCCCCGAGGCAAACAGAACCAUGUGCUAAAGAAUGUGGAAACACACACAGGUUCUCUAAUUGAACAGCUAACUACAGAAAAAUAUGAGUGCAUGGUGUGCUGUGAAUUGGUUCGCGUCACAGCACCAGUGUGGAGUUGUCAGAGUUGUUACCAUGUGUUUCAUUUGAACUGCAUAAAGAAAUGGGCACGGUCUCCAGCAUCUCAAGCAGAUGGCCAGAGUGGUUGGAGGUGCCCUGCCUGUCAGAAUGUUUCUGCACAUGUUCCUAAUACUUACACUUGUUUCUGUGGCAAGGUAAAGAAUCCUGAAUGGAGCAGAAAUGAAAUUCCACAUAGUUGUGGUGAGGUUUGUAGAAAGAAACAGCCUGGCCAGGACUGCCCACAUUCCUGUAACCUUCUCUGCCAUCCUGGACCUUGCCCACCCUGCCCUGCCUUCAUGACUAAAACAUGUGAAUGUGGAAGGACCAGGCACACAGUUCGCUGUGGUCAGGCCGUCUCAGUCCACUGUUCCAAUCCAUGUGAGAAUCUUUUGAACUGUGGUCAGCACCACUGUGCUGAGCUGUGCCAUGGGGGUCAAUGCCAGCCUUGUCGGAUCAUACUGAACCAGGUAUGCUACUGUGGCAGCACUUCCCGAGAUGUGUUAUGUGGAACAGAUAUAGGAAAGUCUGAUGGAUUUGGCGACUUUGGCUGUUUAAAGAUAUGUGGCAAGGACUUGAAAUGUGGGAACCAUACAUGUUCUCAAGUGUGCCACCCUCAGCCCUGCCAGCCAUGCCCACGGCUUCCCCAGCUGGUGCGCUGUUGCCCUUGUGGCCAGACUCCUCUCACCCAAUUGCUAGAACUUGGAAGUAAUGGUCGGAAAACAUGCAUGGAUCCUGUCCCUUCGUGUGGAAAAGUGUGCGGCAAGCCUCUGUCAUGUGGUUCCUUAGAUUUCAUUCAUACCUGCGAAAAGCUCUGCCAUGAAGGAGACUGUGGACCAUGCUCUCGUACAUCAGUUAUUUCCUGCAGAUGUUCUUUCAGAACAAAGGAGCUUCCAUGUACCAGUCUCAAAAGUGAAGCAGAUGCUACAUUUAUGUGUGAUAAGCGGUGUAACAAGAAACGGUUGUGUGGACGGCAUAAAUGUAAUGAGAUAUGCUGUGUGGAUAAGGAGCACAAGUGUCCUUUGAUUUGUGGGAGGAAACUCCGUUGUGGCCUUCAUAGAUGUGAAGAACCUUGUCAUCGUGGGAACUGCCAGUCCUGCUGGCAAGCCAGUUUUGAUGAACUAACCUGCCACUGUGGUGCGUCAGUGAUCUACCCGCCAGUUCCCUGUGGUACAAGACCCCCUGAAUGUACCCAGACCUGCGCCAGAGUCCAUGAAUGUGACCAUCCAGUGUAUCAUUCUUGUCAUAGUGAAGAGAAGUGUCCCCCCUGUACUUUCCUAACUCAGAAAUGGUGCAUGGGAAAACACGAGUUACGGAGCAACAUCCCCUGUCACCUGGCUGAUAUCUCUUGCGGAUUACCCUGCAGUGCCACGUUACCAUGUGGGAUGCACAAGUGUCAGAGACUCUGUCACAAAGGAGAGUGUCUUGUGGAUGAGGCCUGCAAGCAGCCCUGCACCACCCCUAGAGCUGACUGUGGCCACCCAUGUAUGGCCCCCUGCCACCCCAGCUCACCCUGCCCCAUGACUGCAUGUAAAGCCAAGAUAGAGCUGCAGUGUGAAUGUGGACGAAGAAAAGAGAUGAUGAUUUGCUCUGAAGCAUCCAGUACUUAUCAAAGAAUAGCUGCUAUUUCCAUGGCCUCUAAAAUAACAGACAUGCAGCUUGGAGAUUCAGUGGAAAUCAGCAAAUUAAUUACUAAGAAGGAAAUUCACCAAGCCAGGCUGGAGUGUGAUGAGGAGUGUUUAGCCUUGGAAAGGAAAAAGCGGUUAGCAGAGGCAUUUCAUAUUAGUGAGGAUUCCGAUCCUUUCAAUGUACGUUCUUCAGGGUCAAAAUUCAGUGACAGUUUAAAAGACGAUGCCAGGAAGGAUAUAAAGUUUGUCAGUGACAUUGAAAAAGAAAUGGAAGCCCUUGUGGAGGCCGUGAAUAAGGGAAAGAACAGUAAGAAGAGCCACUGCUUCCCUCCAAUGAACAGAGACCACCGCCGGAUCAUCCACGACCUAGCCCAAGUGUAUGGCCUGGAGAGCGUGAGCUAUGACAGUGAACCAAAGCGCAAUGUCGUGGUCACUGCAGUCAGAGGGAAGUCCAUUUGUCCUCCUAGCACGCUGACAUGUGUCCUUGAAAGGGAAAUGCAGUCACGGCCUCCACCACCAAUUCCUCAUCACAGACAUCAGACAGACAAGAAUCCUGCAAGCAGUAAUUUACAGAAAAUAGCCAAGGAACCAGUAAUUGACUACUUUGAUGUCCAGGACUGAGAAGAUCAAGAUGCACUUAGAUAAAAGAAUGAUUAGGUGUGAUGGAGACUUGUUUGCCAGCAGAUAAAUCAUGCUUGUUCCCAACUGCCUGGUGGACUCACACACAGGUCUCACAUACUGUCUUGUACUGAUACGUCCAAAGCAUGAGUGUGUCAGAAGUCCCCUUGUCCCCUCUUCUGUCUGUAUAAAGUGUUUCAGUACAGCCAGA
Zalophus californianus (California sea lion) is the source of this 4102-nucleotide messenger RNA. It is a transcript of the gene NFX1, whose product is annotated as nuclear transcription factor, X-box binding 1. The record is from RefSeq and is a predicted model, not a curated record. The transcript has 24 exons. Gene Ontology annotation, molecular function: zinc ion binding; RNA polymerase II transcription regulatory region sequence-specific DNA binding; DNA-binding transcription factor activity, RNA polymerase II-specific. NCBI's taxonomy places the organism in Eukaryota, Metazoa, Chordata, Mammalia, Carnivora, Otariidae. Bases 535 to 3894 code for a protein of 1119 amino acids. Gene Ontology annotation, biological process: negative regulation of transcription by RNA polymerase II. Gene Ontology annotation, cellular component: nucleus.